UUGCACGCAACCACAUACACAAACACACAGGCACGCAUCCACGUACUCCCCCCACGAGGCCCCUCCUUUAUCCCAGAGUCUCAUAUUUCCUGUUGUGCCUGUGAAAGCUUCAGUAAGAAUGUUAAACACUUGAGUUCUGAGCUUGUUCUUCUCACAAGCCUGUUGAUUUUUUUGUACAUUCUUCUACACUUUCUUCUAGACUGAGUCAGAAACCUUUGAAACACACUAUGCUGAAGGUUCCUUGUCUUCUUGUAGCUUCUUUAUGGCUGCAGCUUUUUCUCUGCAGCUUUUUAGGUCCGGUGGAAGGAGGGAAGGUCCUGGUGAUGCCCGUGGAUGGAAGCCACUGGUUAAGUAUGAAGAUCCUGGUGGAAGAAUUGUCUCGUAGAGGACACAAAAUGGUGGUUCUGGUUCCUGAUACCAGUGUUUUGAUCCAGGGCUCUGACAAAUACACGACUCAGAGCUUUAAGGUUCCGUACACCAAAGCUGAACUGGAUGGCAGCAUGAAAAUGCUGCAGGAGCGCAUCAUAAAAGCUCCGGCGUUCUCUGACCUGUAUGAGAACAUCAAUGGGCUUCUCAGCUUCACGAACAUGCAGGUGAAAGGAUGUGAGUCGCUGCUAUAUGACGAGGCUCUGAUGCAGGAGCUGCGUGAAAAACGCUUCGAUCUCAUGCUCACUGAUCCCUUCCUGCCGUGUGGCCCCAUCAUCAGCGAGGCCUUCUCUCUCCCUGUGGUUUAUUUCCUGCGUGGACUCCCCUGCGGAUUGGACCUGGAUGCCACUCAGUGUCCGUCGCCUCCGUCCUACGUCCCUCGUCUUUUCACAGACAACACAGAUGUCAUGACGUUUUCUCAAAGGGUCAAGAACGUGCUCAUGACGGGCCUCGAGGGAAUCCUCUGCAAAGUGAUUUAUUCCAGCUUUGACGAACUUACCAGCAGAUAUCUGAAGAAGGAUGUUUCAUAUAGAGAUGUUCUCGCACAUGCUGCCAUCUGGCUUAAUCGAUUUGACUUCACCUUUGAGCACCCGAGACCUGGAAUGCCCAACAUGGUGACAAUUGGGGGCAUCAAUUGUGCCAACAGGAAACCACUUCCUGCGGAUCUGGAGGAGUUCGUGGACGGCUCUGGAGAUCACGGCUUCAUCGUGUUCACUUUGGGAACCUUCGUGUCUGAGCUGCCAGAGUCCAAAACCCAAGAGUUUUUCAAGGCUUUCAGACAGAUUCCUCAGAGGGUUCUGUGGCGAUACAUUGGAGUCAUUCCUAAAGAUGUUCCUGAAAACGUCAAACUGUUAAAAUGGCUUCCACAGAAUGACCUCUUAGCACACCCCAAAGCCAAGGUGUUCAUCACACACGGAGGAUCUCACGGGAUCUACGAGGGAAUCUGUAAUGCCGUUCCCAUGGUGAUGAUCCCACUGUUUGGAGAUCAGAGAGACAACGUUAACCGCAUGGUGGUGCGUGGAGUUGCUGAGAGACUGAACAUGUACGACCUGAUCACAGAGAACCUGCUGAUAGCAAUCAGGAAAGUUCUCAACGACAAGAGCUAUAAAGAGAAGAUAACAAAGCUGUCUAUGAUCCAUAAAGACCGGCCAAUCGAGCCGCUGGAUUUGGCUGCAUUCUGGAGUGAAUUCGUAAUGAGACACGGAGGAGCCCAGCACCUGAGCCCGGCUGCUCAGCAACUCAACUGGGUUCAGUACCACAGUCUCGACGUCUUCGGCUUCCUCCUGCUUGUUCUCACCACUGUUGUUUUUAUCUCCGUCAAAACUUGCAUGUUCUGUUUCAGGAAGUGCUUCAGAAGGACUCUGAAGAGCAAAAAGGAGUGAGGAGGUCAGAGAAUGUUCAGGAAACUAAUGGAGAUCGACACAUAAGACUUUAUACUGUGAUCGUCUGAAACAGAUACACCGUCGUCAUCAUUGUUUUCUUUUUAAUAUCCAGAGGUGCCAACAUUUAUGCUUUAGCCUUAGUCAGAACCCAUUUCUAUGGUGACAUAAAAAAAUCGAUGAUUCUUAACAUUUCCAGCGAAUUCAUCACUCGAACGCUGGUCAAAUUCACCCAAGGGGAAAGGACACAGGAUGUGAUAGAUCUACUUACUUUCAUCUAGGUCAGCGGUCUCCAAAGGGCCGGUGUGGGUGCAGGUUUUCAAUCCAACCAAGCAGAAGCCACACCUGAUUCCACCUGUUUAAUCAGCUGUUCUUGGCUUUUAGUAGACUCUGGUGUGGCUUCUGCUUGGUUGGAAUGAAAACCUGCACCCACACCAGCCCUUUGAUAAGAUUGGAGACCCCGAUCUAGGUCAACAUUGACCUGCAGAUUAACAAGCCUGUGAUUGUCAAGAAAAUAUUGUUAAGUAUCACACACUAAAUGUUUGCUUCUUUGUUUUUUCUUUUUUCUAAUUGUCUCCUGAUGAAUUAAACAUUCUACUCUACUUUCUCACCCUCCAGAUCCAGCACACACCUAAUAUUAACAUACGCUUUUACCAAGAUGGUAAAAAAAAAGUAUUUACGUAGUAACCCUGGAUUAACCUUCUUUAAACUUUUCUGUUUUUCCCUCAAACUUUGCAGUUUCUGUGAUUGUACAAAUCACCUGAUAAAAAGCACUGUUCAGGUUCUGAAUGGGUGUAGGUUGCUAAGCAACUAUCUCUAACAUUCGAACACUGCAUCGUUUCGCACUCUUCAUGUCUGGCCCCACGUGGGAGCCAUGUGAAACAUUCCUCUAGUCGGGGUAAAAGAGGGGUUUAGAAAGACAAUAAGCUUUUAGGAGUGUUGAUAUGUUUUUCAGUAAUGGUAGCAUCUCUGAAUAUGCUAAAGGAUUUUGGAAGAACAUCUGUGCUUAAUUUGUAAAGAGAUAAAGAGAUAAGUCUAAGUAUCGGUGCUGCUUUUCAAAAAGCCACAUUAAACCAUAAUCUCUUUAAACCUCACACUUAAUUUCCUUCUGUUUAAACAGUCAGAACCGGUGUAGUGGGUCGGACGAUUUAUCGCACCGUGAAUUUAUGGUGCUGUUCUACCUCUAAAAAGAUCGCUACCUCCUGCCUACGGGCCUUGAAUGUUACAAACGGUUUACGUUUAACCUUACAUUGGAUGGAUGUAACUCUGGGCAUGUUUCCUUUUAAUCUGAAGUGAGUGUUUAAUCCUUGGCAUUUUACUGAGUAAAUAAGAUGUUUUAGUUUAUUAAGCAGCUUUAGCACAAGUGCAGCGUCGAAAAGCUGUUAGCUAGCGCUAGCUAUCUGACUAUCUGACUUCAGUAGAGUAGCUAAAUGACUAUCUGAAUGUAACAUAACAUUUGAAAGAGCUAACACAUACAUGCAACAACAUAUUAACAAGUAUCAAAUACACUUUAGUUCUACAUUCUAAAUGGUCAAAAUGUGUUGACCUUCAUUUUGCUUUAAUACACUAUCGUUUCUAUAGUAACAGUGACUUCUCACUAACGUGACAAGCUGCAUUUUUUUGUUGGUUUGUAGAAUUUUGUACAGUAGAGGCUGUAGAUGGAAUGACUGUUUAUAGCUACCGCAACAUUCACUGUAGGAAAAUGAAGUAUGAAGUGUUCUUUUAUAAAAUAAACAAAAAAACAUUUACAGCUGUGGCAUAAAAACAAUCCAUGACACAUUAUUUUCACACAAACAAAUGUUAAAAACAAAUGUUUUAUUUCUUAAUUAUUAAUAUUUGAACAGACACACUGAGCAUUUUCUGUGACUUUUGUGUAAUCCAUAAUUUUUUUUAACGUUUUUGUUUCCUUCAUUGUGUUCUAAAGGUGCACAAACUUUUGCACACAGCUACUUGGUGGUGCUGAAAUCUAAUUUAAUGUUUAAAGCUAAACUGAUUAGGGGGUCUAAUAGGUUUAAUUAUUUUAUUUCAGAUAAGUCUUUAAUAAAAUCUUUUAUUUCAGUCUUUAAGAUUUAAAAGAUUGUUUGUUUUAGAUUUAAUCACAUUUAGGAAUUCUUUAAAAGUGAAUUAUGAAAAUGGUGAAUGAUUAUUUUUUUCUCUUUAAAUGAAAGUUUUAUUUUAUUAUGUUUAAUAAAAUAAUACCUUUGUGAUGUGUUACAAAAUUUCCAGGCAGUUUCAGGGUACAUGUGGAACAGGUGGAAAAGAUCCGACAGUGUUGGUUUUAGUUAAACAGCAACGUUAUUUUCUUAUCUACUGUAACUGUAUUUUAUCUCCAUGGUGUUAAAGUGAUCCGGUAUAUUUUCGAAAAUAUUAGAAUUUUCUUUUAUUUUGAUUCCCAUGAUUCUUUGUUUUGUGUUUAAUUUUCUUAGUACACAAUAAAAAAAAGAAAACCUC
This is a messenger RNA of Tachysurus fulvidraco (yellow catfish), 4256 nucleotides long. RefSeq names its product UDP-glucuronosyltransferase. Gene Ontology annotation, molecular function: UDP-glycosyltransferase activity. The coding region runs from base 228 to 1808 and encodes 526 amino acids. Lineage: Eukaryota; Metazoa; Chordata; Actinopteri; Siluriformes; Bagridae. The record is from RefSeq and is a predicted model, not a curated record. The transcript has 5 exons.